This is a messenger RNA of Corticium candelabrum, 2348 nucleotides long. Its product is annotated as threonine synthase-like 1. Gene Ontology annotation, cellular component: cytoplasm. Bases 22 to 2181 code for a protein of 719 amino acids. Lineage: Eukaryota; Metazoa; Porifera; Homoscleromorpha; Homosclerophorida; Plakinidae. The record is from RefSeq and is a predicted model, not a curated record. The transcript is spliced from 7 exons.
CUAGGUUGAGCUGGAUAUCAAAUGGACGUUAUACUGAGACCGUUUCGACGCCUCAUCGCGCCUAUACUUUAUUCAUUACCAAGUUCUACUGUUGCGUCUUUCAGGCUGAAAGAUUUAGCGAAGAACAAAAAUGAAAAUAUUAUAUUAGUGGGCAGUCCUGGUGCUGGAAAGACUGUGGUAGGGAGGAUACUCAGCAAGAGGUUUGGAAUGCCUCCUUUUGAUAUUGAUAAUGAUUGGCUGGAACGAGUCUGGGGUAUGCCGGUCUCAGACAAGUUGGACCAGUUAGGUCCGGAUGGUUUUAUUCAAGCUGAGGGAGAAGCUCUGAUGCAAUGUCCUGUAAAUGGACACGUUGUAUCUCUCACUGGGUCAAAUCCAAUGCAUCAACAAGCCAUAGAUCGAUUCCGACAAACAGGGAUUGUCAUCUUCCUGGAUGUCGACACAAGAGACAUUCUAUCUCGACUUGGGGCAAUGAAAGUUGGUCGCAUUGUUGGUCAGAGUCCGGGAGUGUCAUUGGAAGACAUCCUUUCUUACAGACAGCAAUUCUAUGAGAAUUGUUAUGAUAUUCGAAUUUUGACUCCUCGGAAUGCAUCACCUGAGACUCAAGCUGACCUGGUGCAAUCAGCACUGGAGAACAUGGAUAAACACAAUAAAUUAAUAUCAACCAGAGACAUUGCUGGAAAUAACCUUACCAUAUAUGGGUUUCUCGAUGCUGUUCUUCAAGGCUUGGCACUCGAUGGCGGUCUCUUGGUGCCAAACCAGUUGCCUCAGCUUUCACUACCAGAAUGGGAGAGACUCAUUCCUUUGUCAUAUCAAGAAAGAGCUGUUCGAAUCCUUGAGAGGUGGAUUUCUCCAACGGAAGUUCAUCCAAGCACACUGAAGGAAAUGAUCAACAGAGCAUACAACCACUCAGUAUUCUUGUGUGCCAGUAUUGCACCGGUGGCUCAUCUUGAGUUUAAUCAUUAUAUACAAGAACUCUAUCAUGGACCAACUGCCUCAUUCAAAGAUCUUGCCCUCCAGUUGAUGCCGCAGUUUUUUCAACAGGCAGUACAUAGACGGUCACAUGACUUAUCACAUGCUAUUGUGGUUGCAACGUCUGGAGAUACGGGAGGUGCCUCACUAGAUGGCUUUAAUAGACACACUCAAGUCCCAAUCAUGGCAUUGUAUCCGAAGCAAGGAGUGAGCAAUCUGCAACGAAUGCAAAUGACAACAGCUGAAGGCGAUCAUGUGCAUGUUGUUGGAGUUAAAGGUGACUUUGAUCGUUGCCAGACUGCAGUGAAACGUGUCCUGAGGUGUGAACAGAGGGCUGAACACUACAGGAGAGUUUAUGGUGUUAAGUUGAGUUCAGCCAACUCUAUCAACUGGGGACGGCUUCUACCACAGAUCGUAUACCAUGCAUCCGGUUACCUGGAUUUAGUCGCACAGUCUGGUAUGAAGUUUGGAGACCCGCUUGAUGUCUGUGUACCGACAGGAAACUUUGGGAAUAUACUUGCUGCUUUCUAUGCAAAGAAAAUGGGAAUUCCAUUUGGAAAGUUAGUUGUCGCAUCGAAUCAGAACAAUGUGCUAACAGAAUUCUUUUCCACUGGACAAUACGUUCUAUCAAAUCGUUCUCUACGACAGACGAUAUCUCCCGCUAUUGACAUACUAAAAUCUUCGAAUAUAGAACGUCUCCUCUAUCAUUUAACAUCAGGAGAUGAUGCACAAAGAGUUAAGGCUUGGUUCAAUAGCCUUGACCAAGACGGCCAUUUUGAAGUCAAAGAUGACAUUAUGAACACACUGCACAUGAACUUCUCGGCCGGCUGGUGUUCUGAGGAAAAUAGUCUGAAGACAAUUCAUGACACGUUUAAAAGAACUGGGUUGGUACUGGAUCCCCACACAGCAGUAGCAAAACACGUUGCUGACAACACCGCAAACCAAUCAGACAAACCUGUGUUGAUAUCGGCCACAGCCCACCCAUCAAAGUUUGCCCAUGAUGUCAUGAGAGCAAUCAGACCUGCUGAGAGCUUUAAGGAUCGUGACGUUCUGUCAGUAAUGGAAUCGACGUGUGGGCAACAAGUUAAACAUGACGGAGUCUGGGGACUACAAGGGAAGACGGAAAAACAUACAACUUUGUGUGAAGGAAAUGACGAUGUUAUUGCAGAUGAAAUUGAAGCAUUUCUAGCUAAACACAGCAACAACUACUAACAGCAAUAACAUAAAUCAUCAUGUAGGCAACAUCAGAAUGUUGACUGUACGGUGUAUCACUAUGUAAUCUUGCCUGCAUGCUAAGGGCAGUUCUUGCCUUUGCAUGUGAUCACUGCAUACAACAUGUGCUUGUACUGAUCAACGACUUCGUGAUUUGUCUCAUUCAC